Messenger RNA from Tetranychus urticae (two-spotted spider mite), 2937 nucleotides. Its product is annotated as N-alpha-acetyltransferase 16, NatA auxiliary subunit. Gene Ontology annotation, molecular function: protein binding. Gene Ontology annotation, biological process: N-terminal peptidyl-methionine acetylation. NCBI's taxonomy places the organism in Eukaryota, Metazoa, Arthropoda, Arachnida, Trombidiformes, Tetranychidae. The record is from RefSeq and is a predicted model, not a curated record. Gene Ontology annotation, cellular component: NatA complex; cytoplasm.
GAUUCCCAAGUAUCAAGCCUUGUCUUAAUUUUAAUGAGAUUUUUUCAUUUUUGCUUAAUUUAGAUUGUAUUUGUCUGCAUAAUUAAUUUUUAUAAUUGUUUCACUUUAAUUAAAGUGAUUGUAUUAUUUGGUAAACAUGACCGCACGAACAUCUUCACAGCCACUACCUGCAAAGGAAAACGCCUUAUUUAAAAAGAUAUUAAAGUGUUAUGAGCAUAAACAGUAUAAGAAUGGAUUAAAAUUUGCCAAACAAAUUCUUUCUAACCCUAAAUUUUCAGAACAUGGAGAAACGCUUGCCAUGAAAGGACUAACCUUGAAUUGCUUGGGACGAAAAGAAGCGGCUUACGAGUAUGUGAGACGAGGUUUAAGGAAUGAUCUUAAAUCUCACGUUUGUUGGCACGUUUAUGGUCUACUUCAGAGAAGUGACCAUAAAUACGAUGAAGCUAUAAAGUGUUAUCGAAAUGCAUUGAAAUGGGAUAAAGACAAUAUCCAGAUUUUGCGAGAUCUUAGUCUUUUACAAAUUCAGAUGAGAGAUAUAGAAGGUUAUCGUGAUACACGAUCUCAGCUAUUGCAUCUUCGACCAACACAAAGAGCAUCAUGGAUUGGAUAUGCUAUGGCCUAUCAUUUGCUAGGUGACUACGAGAUAGCUGCAAAUAUCUUGGAAGAGUUCAGAAAGACCACGGCAAAUGCUCAAAAUAAAGGAGCGCACCGAACCAAUAACUCUAAAACCACAGUUGACUAUGAACAAUCAGAACUAAUUCUUUACCAAGUUAUGGUAUAUAAAGAAGGAGGAUUCUAUGAUGAAGCCUUGGAACAUUUAAACAAGUAUGGAGAUAAUGAAGUUUGUGAUAAACUAGCCGUCCAUGAGUAUAAAGCUGAGCUGCUCUUAAAAUUGAAGAAAAGUACGGAAGCCGCCAAAAUUUUACGAGAGAAUUUAAUUGCUCGCAAUCCUGAAAACACUAGUUAUUAUAAGCAAUUAGAAGUAGCAUUAGGACUAAGUGAGGCUGAUAUUGGCGAUACUAAUAAUAACAAAAACGAAACCAAUCAUGGCGAGGAUCAUAUUGGCAAGAGUAACCUUAGCAGUAAUGGUAAUACUGCUAUUGAUUGUUCUGAUGUUUUUAGAAACGAUCAUGAGGAAGCCAAAUUAAAACUUUACCAGGAGUUUCAAGAAUUGUAUCCCAAAGCUCAAAUGCCAUUCAGAAUGCCAUUAACCUUUAUCAUGGAUGAAGCUAAAUUCGAAAAACAUGCUGAAUCCUACAUUAAGAAAAGCUUGAGGAAAGGACAGCCAGCUUUAUUCAGAGAUUUGAAGAGCUUAUAUGCUUUACCAAAGAAGUGUUCGUUUUCAAGUGGAGGCGAUUUUGGUGCAAAAUCUCAAUCAAUUUCUUUCACCUCAUCUUCACCACCCUCUUCAUUAUUUACAAACAAAUAUUUACAGCAACCAUUAUUCAAAAGACAAGUUAUCGAAAAACUCUUUCUUAAAUAUCAUGAUAAUCUCUUAAAUCAUGGUUACUUCGAAUCUGCCGAUUCAAGUGAUGGUCUAGAGGAUGCAACAACCAUUCUAUGGGUUGACUACUAUUUAGCUCAACAUUUUGAUUACUUAGGAAAUUAUGAGGAGGCGUUGAAAUUCAUCAAUGAAGCCCUUAGUCAUACUCCAACAUUAAUAGAGCUUUAUGUGUUGAAGGGUAAAAUUUACAAACACGCAGGUAACAUUGAAGAGGCAGUAUUCUGCAUAGAGGAAGCUCAAAGUUUGGAUACAGCUGAUCGUUAUCUCAACUCGAAAUGUGCAAAAUAUUUACUGAGAGCUAACCGUAUUCGUGAAGCUGAGGAGAUGUGUUCAAAGUUUACCCGUGAAGGGGUAAGUGCUAGUGAUAAUCUGAACGAAAUGCAGUGCAUGUGGUAUCAGAAUGAAGCAGCGCAAGCUUACCAGAGACUUGGUAAAUGGGGCGAUUCACUAAAAAAGUGUAUUGAAAUUGACAGACAUUUUGCCGAGAUAACCGAAGAUCAAUUUGAUUUCCAUACUUAUUGUAUGAGAAAAAUGACUCUUCGAUCCUACAUGGGGCUUUUAAGAUUGGAAGAUGUCCUGAAAAACCAUAAAUUCUACUUCGAUGCUGCCAAAACUGCAAUUGAAGUCUAUCUUAGACUAUAUGACGAACCGCUCGGAGAUGAAGAAAUUGGAGAAAACAUAAAUCCUCAGGGAGUAAGUGCCUCUGAAUUUAAAAAGAUGAUGAGUAAACAGAGAAAAGCAAAGAAAAAAGCUGAAGCUAAGAAGGAGCAAGGACCAGUCUCAGCAUCAUCUGCAACAUUAUCAUCCAGUGUAACUACGACAACUACGGCAUCACCUUUGUCCACUGCUACAACUGUCAACUCGGGAAAUCCCCACUUGUUGAAUUCAAGUGAAACUAAUUCUCAUCAUCAAAAUCCUGGACAACCGAACCAUUCUCACCCCCUGAAUUCAAAUUCUUCUGGCUCUCUGCCAAAUUCAGGUGAAAAGUCUGAUGGAAACAGCUCAAUAGCAGCCAACUCGGGCAAAGAGACUACUGGGAGUGAAAUGUUCAACGAGAAGUUAAUUCCAAGUAAAUUGGAGCGACCAGAGAACCCCUUAGAAGAAGCUAUCAAGUUCCUGAAACCAUUACAAUUAUUGGUUAAAAAUAACAUAUCUACACAUUUGAUGGCUUUUGAAAUUUAUUACAGAAAAGAAAAGGUGAUGUUAAUGCUUCAAAGCUUGAAAAGAGCUAUUAAUUUAAACCCGAAUCAUCCAAUUGUACAUAAACAGAUAGCUUUGUUCAAUGAUUUUGUUGAAAAAAAUCAAGAGAAGCAUAGUCAAUCAAUAAGGGAAGUUCUUAAAUUGGAAAUGAACAGAAUAUUGAAUGUAAAUCUCUAGCCCUAAUAAAUCUCUAAAAAUAAGUAAUUUACUUCGUUUUGCACCUUUGCGACCAA